Messenger RNA from Manacus vitellinus (golden-collared manakin), 730 nucleotides. Its product is annotated as histone H5. Gene Ontology annotation, cellular component: nucleosome. Gene Ontology annotation, molecular function: DNA binding; structural constituent of chromatin. Gene Ontology annotation, biological process: nucleosome assembly. Lineage: Eukaryota; Metazoa; Chordata; Aves; Passeriformes; Pipridae. Bases 1 to 540 code for a protein of 179 amino acids. The record is from RefSeq and is a predicted model, not a curated record. The transcript is spliced from 2 exons.
AUGGCCAUUGGAAUUGGGGUCACCCUGCUCCACCAGCGCUUGCUGAUGGGCACUGAAAUGAGUGGGUCUGUAGCAGGGCACCAGACAGCCAUCUCUCCAGGGAGCAGGAAGUCCAUCCAGAAGUACGUGAAGAGCCACUACAAGGUGGGCCAGAACGCCGACGUCCAGAUCAGGCUCGCCAUUAAGCGCCUGCUCACCGCUGGAGUCCUCAAGCAGGCCAAAGGGGUCGGUGCCUCCGGCUCUUUCCGCCUGGCCAAGGCCAGCAAGGCGAAGAAGUCCCCGGCCAAGAAGAGGAAGAAGGCCGCCAGGAGAUCCACUUCACCCCGGAAAAGAGCUAGGUCCAGGAAAGCCAAGUCACCAGCAAAGAAGCCCAAAUCUGCCACCAGGAAAGCCAGGAAGAAGUCGAGGUCCAGCCCGAAGAAAGCCAAGAAGCCAAAGACUGUUAAGGCCAAGUCGCUGAAGGUGUCCAAACCCAAGAAGGCAAAGCGGUCGAAACCCAGAGCCAAGUCCAGCGCCCGGAAGUCACCCAAGAAGAAGUGAAGAAGUCUAGAGGCGUUUCGGUACUCUCCCUGUUGGUUCUGUAAAUAGCUGUUGCCUUUAUUUUUACCCCUUUCUAUUGCAUUUUAUAAAGAAUUGAUCUAUUGCUGAAUGGAAAUCACUAAAAUAAGGCAGUUAAUGAAUGAAAAAAAGGAACAUCUUUAGUAUGGAGAGUUCCCAUUUUUAAGAGUUA